AUGCACGGUUUUGCAGAUGCUUCCGUUUUGGCCUACGGAGCUUGCGCGUACAUUCGGUCGCUGUUUGAAGACGGGUCUGAUAGCAUGAAGCUGAUAAGUGCCAAGUCAAAGGUGGCACCGAUUUCACCGUUAAGUAUCCCCAGGAAAGAGCUAGCUACAGCCUUUUUGCUGCAUCGUUUGGUAGUUAAAAUCCUGCAAUCUAUUAAGAUGAAGAUGAAGUUUAAGAAAAUUAUUCUAUGGUGCGAUAACCAACCUGUUUUGGCUUGGUUGGUGCGUCCACCUGAGCAACUGGAGCUGUUCGUCCGCAAUCGUGUUGGUGAAAUUACUUCUACGGGUGACCAGUUUGAAUAG
Sabethes cyaneus is the source of this 351-nucleotide messenger RNA. RefSeq lists its product as uncharacterized. The coding region runs from base 1 to 351 and encodes 116 amino acids. The record is from RefSeq and is a predicted model, not a curated record. Lineage: Eukaryota; Metazoa; Arthropoda; Insecta; Diptera; Culicidae. The transcript has a single exon.